CUUGACCUCAUCAUCUUCGAUGGACGGCGACUGGUUUCACACUGCGGUCUAUCAUGUCGUGCGGCAGAUCCCUCCUCAGCGCGUGACAUCCUACGGGCAUGUCGCCAAGUUGAUUGGAAAGCCCGCAUACUCUCGCCAUGUGGGACAAGCCCUCAAAUUCUUGUCGCCAGACGCGCACCCGCCAGUACCGUGGCACCGCGUAGUUUCUUCUACGGGAGCCAUCUCUUCACGAGGCCCUGGAACGGACGGCGCGACGCGUCAGCGUGAUGCGCUUGUUGCAGAAGGUGUUGAUGUUGUGACGACUCGCUCCGGUGAACUCAAGAUCGACCUUCGUGAAUACGGUUGGUUUCCCGCUCCUGGCACGGUUGAUAUUGGCGUGGAAAGGGAUGAAGAAGAAGGCUCUGGAGGAGAGCGUGAUGAACAAGGAGCGGACUGAUCAUUCAGGAACUCUUGUGAUUCGUCGUACGUGACCUGUCGCGCUGCUUGCAUGAAGCUUCAUUCGCACUUCACUUCUAUGCAUGUCGUCGACCUGUCUUGCUCUAUGCACAUAUAUUCAAGCGGCCUACUGCUUCGAGAUAGUUCAUAGGUACCGCCAAAAGCUCCUGUCGUCCUUUGGAACAGUUCAGUCAAUGCUUGUCAGGAUCCCGUUAUUGCGCUUGUUUACCGCAUCGUAGCUGACUGUGCUUGCGUGUGGUUCUCAUAUCCCAUAUUAUAAAUCCAUUGGAAGUCUU
Molecule: messenger RNA, 731 nt
Organism: Dichomitus squalens LYAD-421 SS1
Lineage: Eukaryota; Fungi; Basidiomycota; Agaricomycetes; Polyporales; Polyporaceae
Product: MGMT family protein
Exons: 4
Coding region: 20-436 (138 amino acids)
Biological process (GO): DNA repair
Molecular function (GO): catalytic activity
Source: RefSeq, a predicted model, not a curated record